Tupaia belangeri chinensis (Chinese tree shrew) is the source of this 693-nucleotide messenger RNA. RefSeq lists its product as uncharacterized. The record is from RefSeq and is a predicted model, not a curated record. Lineage: Eukaryota; Metazoa; Chordata; Mammalia; Scandentia; Tupaiidae. The transcript is spliced from 2 exons. Bases 11 to 472 code for a protein of 153 amino acids.
GGCUGGGCCCAUGCAGGGCACCUGCUCCCCUGACAAGGAGGUACAAAUCGGACAGCCAGAGACCAAGAGGGUCCUGAACCAGCCGUCCAGGGGAGUGGGUGUCCAGGGUUCCCCAGCUAAGGGAGACAGAGUCUGGGAGGCCAGAAGAGCAGCUCAGAGGCCGGCAGGCCAGACCAGGCCACCGGGCUUAGCGAUGCGGCCGGUCCCCCCAAGCACCCUGCAACUGCUCUUCCAAGGUCUCUCCCACGAGGGCCAGGGCCGCACCCAGUACCUCCGGGAGCGGCAUCGACAGAAGCCGGAGGAGAAGUUCCAGUAUCCCGUGCUGUCAUCCUGGGAGUACGGCUGGCAUGUGGGGGAUGCCAUGAGGGACCCCAAGCCUCCAACUUACGCCAAGAUCCAGCCCAUCACGAAGGUGUUUUACAUGGAAAGCGGCAUCUUCCAUUUUCCGCGGAGAACAGACCAGCUCAUGUGACCUCAGCCGGGGAGGGUCCUUGGCUGCCCCUUUCCUUUGCCCAGGUCCAUGUGGACCCUCCAUGGGGAGACGCUGCCAGCCAGACACACGCCCCAUGUCCUGCCGAGCCCUGCCUCCCUUGCUGAGAGUGACUGUCACAUAGAUCGGGGGCCCACCUGCUGGUUCUCAGGUUGGCUUGGCAGGGACCUCAGCUCUUGGCAGGGCUGCCCCACCCCUGCUGC